AUGCGUGAAAUCGUUCACCUUCAGACCGGUCAGUGUGGUAACCAAAUUGGUGCUGCUUUCUGGCAGACCAUCUCUGGUGAGCACGGCCUUGACGGCUCUGGCCACUACAAUGGCUCCUCCGAUCUCCAGCUGGAGCGUAUGAACGUCUAUUUCAACGAGGCCAACGGCGACAAAUAUGUUCCUCGUGCCGUUCUGGUCGAUCUCGAGCCCGGUACCAUGGACGCUGUCCGUGCCGGUCCCUUCGGCGAGCUCUUCCGUCCCGACAACUUCGUCUUCGGCCAGUCUGGUGCUGGUAACAACUGGGCCAAGGGUCACUACACCGAGGGUGCCGAGCUGGUCGACCAAGUUAUCGAUGUCGUCCGUCGCGAGGCCGAAGGCUGUGACUGCCUCCAGGGCUUCCAGGUCACCCACUCUCUCGGUGGUGGUACCGGUGCCGGUAUGGGUACCCUUCUGAUCUCCAAGAUCCGUGAGGAGUUCCCCGACCGUAUGAUGGCAACUUUCUCUGUUGUUCCCUCCCCCAAGGUGUCCGACACUGUCGUUGAGCCUUACAACGCUACUCUCUCCGUUCACCAGCUCGUUGAGCACUCCGAUGAGACCUUCUGUAUCGACAACGAGGCUCUGUACGACAUUUGCAUGCGCACCCUUAAGCUCUCCAACCCCUCCUACGGUGACCUGAACCACCUGGUCUCCGCCGUCAUGUCCGGCGUCACCACUUGCCUUCGUUUCCCUGGACAGCUCAACUCUGAUCUGCGCAAGCUGGCCGUCAACAUGGUUCCCUUCCCUCGUCUGCACUUCUUCAUGGUCGGCUUCGCUCCUCUGACCAGCCGUGGUGCUCACUCUUUCCGUGCCGUCUCCGUUCCCGAGUUGACCCAGCAGAUGUUCGACCCCAAGAACAUGAUGGCUGCUUCGGACUUCCGCAACGGACGUUACCUCACCUGCUCUGCCAUUUUCCGUGGUAAGGUCUCCAUGAAGGAGGUCGAGGACCAGAUGCGCAACAUCCAGUCCAAGAACCAGAGCUACUUCGUUGAGUGGAUUCCCAACAACAUCCAGACCGCUCUCUGCUCCAUUCCCCCCCGUGGCCUCAAGAUGUCCUCCACCUUCAUUGGUAACUCCACCUCCAUCCAGGAGCUGUUCAAGCGUGUCGGUGAUCAGUUCACUGCUAUGUUCCGUCGCAAGGCUUUCUUGCACUGGUACACUGGUGAGGGUAUGGACGAGAUGGAGUUCACUGAGGCUGAGAGCAACAUGAACGAUCUGGUCUCCGAAUAUCAGCAGUACCAGGACGCCUCCAUCUCCGAGGGUGAGGAGGAAUACGGCGAGGAGGAGCCCCUUGAGGCUGAGGAGUAA
Messenger RNA from Aspergillus udagawae, 1344 nucleotides. RefSeq names its product beta-tubulin. The coding region runs from base 1 to 1344 and encodes 447 amino acids. Gene Ontology annotation, molecular function: GTPase activity; GTP binding; structural constituent of cytoskeleton. Gene Ontology annotation, cellular component: cytoplasm; microtubule. The transcript has 9 exons. The record is from RefSeq and is a predicted model, not a curated record. Lineage: Eukaryota; Fungi; Ascomycota; Eurotiomycetes; Eurotiales; Aspergillaceae. Gene Ontology annotation, biological process: mitotic cell cycle; microtubule cytoskeleton organization.